Stegodyphus dumicola is the source of this 702-nucleotide messenger RNA. Its product is annotated as protein CEBPZOS-like. Lineage: Eukaryota; Metazoa; Arthropoda; Arachnida; Araneae; Eresidae. The record is from RefSeq and is a predicted model, not a curated record.
ACAUAAACAAUGCAACAAAAUGAAAAUGUCUUAUGCUGUGAAGAAACAUUAGGCAAGACACAAGUAUAAAAUAUAUAAACUUUAUUUAAUACAUCAAUAAUGACAUUCCGAUGAGAAAAAGGAAUUGCUGCUUCAUGCAACCUCUACAAUAGUAUAGGAGUAUAUCCUAUAAUAAAAGGCUUUGUAUAAAUUGCAGCAUAUGAUUAUUUAUGCAAUAAAACUUAGUGCUUGUUAUGCAAGAUGAAAUUUCAGAAAUACUACUUUAGAAUACCAAAAUGUGCAAACAUCGUAUUUUACUCAGACACCUUGUGAUUGCUGAAUGAGAUGACAGUGCAUUAAAUCUUAAUAUGUAUAGGAAGCUCUGGAAAACAGCAAAGUGGGCUGUAAUUGGAGGAGCAGCUGCUGAUAUAAUUUGUUUAGCUGGUGGCUAUUACUUUUAUCACCAAAUGAAAAAUUCAAGAGACUUUCGAUAUAAAAUUUACAAUUAUGAUCCCAGAUUUGUUGAUGUGUAUUACCGAGCUAAUGAAAAGUUUGGUGAUGGAACUGAGCGAAAGAAUGAUUACAGUGAAUGGGGAAUAAAAGAAAUCAAGAGCUUUGAAAAUUUACAUUGGUUUGGUCUAUGAAAAUUACCUUCUGAAGCCUGUUUGUUGUAUUCUGUAGUGUAUAUAUUUUGAAAUAAAAGUUUGUUGUACAUUAACAGAA